GGUGGGGUGGGGAGCGGAGGGUGCCAGGUUGCACUGUCCUGACGCUUGCAGUGUGUGCCAUGUCAUCAGAGGAUCACCCAUCAGGGCAUUCUCCAACGCCUCUCUAAGGCACCCUGUAUCCAGAAUGUGGGCCCCAUUUUACUGGUGUGGAGACUGCGGUCCAAAACAACUGCCUUGGGCCAACACCAAGAUAGUUGCAGGGGUUAAGGCUAUUUCGAUUUGGGGAGAGCUUACUGGUGCCCAACUCAGAACACAGUUGUGAAUUGGAACAGGAAGGGCAUGCCAGGGCACAGGCCUAGGCCAGCCCUCUGGGGUACGCUGCUUCCUGGGUAGCUGUGGGCAGCUAUCAACAGCCCAAGGGGAAGUGAGGACAUUGUGCCGUUGGGGAGGGGCGAUCCUGAAAGACCAGGGAGCAGAGGACGGGCUUCAGGCUGGACUGUGAAGGGCAUGCGAGGCUCUCUCUGGCCUGUGGAGUAUUCCAAUACCUCCAGGUAUUCCAAAUCCCAGGAGGAUGUCCCUGCAGGAGCAAAAGGUCUGGGAGGGCGGGCAAGUUCUAGAAUAUGUGCUGCGCAGAAGUACAGACAUAACCAGCAGGAGGUGAGGGGCUGGAGGUCAGGAGAGCGUGGGGAGGAAAUGGCCUUGAGUGCCAACGUAGGAAGUUGGGGGUCUGUGCUUUCGUAGCCAUUGCUGGGGUCAGUGCCCUGGACUCUCAGCCCUGGGGAAGGGCACCUGCAGGUCUUCACUCCUUUUCGCCUCCCAGCCAAGUUCCCACUCCAGAUGGCCGGCGUAGGCAUCCAUGUGGCUGCUAGUGAGGGCGCCAAGGGGGGGCUUCACACACACACAGGCGUACACAUACGUUUUUGUUAUAGGUGAAAUGUUUUGCAAAGGCAGUGCCUGCCCUCCCCACAACCCCAUGUAACCCCCUCCGCAAGACCGUCCUGGGUAACUGCUCCUUACUGGACCUACUUACCUAUUCUCUGAGCCUCAAUAUUCUCGUCUGUAAACUGGGACGCAGAGACCACGUACUUCUGCAACACGUGCGGGCAGCCGCUGUGCGCGCGCUGCCGCGAUGAGACGCACCGGGCACGCAUGUUCGCGCGCCACGACAUCGUGGCCUUGGGCCAGCGCAGCCGCGACGUGCUCCAAAAGUGCACACUGCACGCCGAGCCCUACAUCAUGUUCUCCACCGACAAGAAGUCGCUGCUGUGCAUCCGCUGCUUCCGGGACAUGCAGGGGGAGAGCCGGGCUCACUGCGUGGACCUCGAGUCGGCGUACGUGCAAGGCUGCGAGCGGCUGCAGCAGGCGAUGCUGGCGGUGAAGGCCCUGCAGACCGCCACAGGGGAGGCCAUCGCACUGCUGCAGGCGAUGGUGGAGGAGGUGCGACGCAGCGCGGCGGAUGAGGAGGCCGCCAUCCACGCCCUCUUCGGCAGCAUGCAGGACAAACUGGCAGAGAGGAAAGCGCUGCUGCUGCAGGCUGUGCAGAGCCAGUAUGAAGAAAAGGACAAGGCCUUCAAGGAGCAGCUCUCCCAUUUGGCUACUCUGCUGCCCACCCUCCAGGUCCACCUGGCCAUCUGCUCUUCCUUUCUCAGCUUGGCCAACAAGGCUGAGUUCCUGGACCUGGGCUAUGAGCUGGUGGAGAGGCUGCAGGGCAUCGUCACGCGGCCACAUCGCCUACGGCCCGCACAGAGCAGCAAGAUCGCCAGCGACCACCGCGCCGAGUUCGCGCGCUGCCUGGAGCCGCUGCUGCUGCUGGGACCGCGCCGGGCGGCGGGUGCCGGGGGCGGUACCAGCACGCUAGCAGGGGGCUCGGGCCCCAAGGUGCUGAUGGGACCCAGCUGCCCCUCCCCCGUGGGAAAGAUGUUGGGGUCACCGGUCCAAAAGCCCACGCUGCACCGGUCCAUCAGCACCAAGGUGCUGCUGGCGGAGGGCGACGAUUCACCCUUCACGGAACACUGCCGCCACUUUGAGAACUCCUACCGGGUGAGGGGGCCAGGGACCUGCCAGCUGGGAAAGGCCCCACCCCUUCUCGCCAAGCGCCUGCAGGCAGAGAUGCAGAACCUGAAGGACCAGGUACAGGAGCUGCACCGGGACCUCACCAAGCACCACUCGCUCAUCAAGGCCGAGAUCAUGGGUGACAUCCUGCACAAGUCCCUGCAGGUGGACACACAGAUCGCCUUGGAGUAUGCUUCCGUGGAGGGCAUGAGAGCAGUCUUCCAGGAGAUUUGGGAGGAAUCCUACCAGCGCGUGGCUAACGAGCAGGAGAUCUAUGAAGCCCAGCUCCAUGACCUUCUCCAGCUGAAGCAGGAGAAUGCCUACCUGACCACCAUCACCAAGCAGAUCACGCCCUACGUCCGCUCCAUUGCCAAGGUGAAGGAGCGGCUAGAGCCCAGGUUUCAGGCGCCUGUGGAUGAACCGUCAGACCAUCUCCAAAACACGCAUGACGAUGGCGUGAACGGCGAGGCCCAGGCCAGGAACGAUCCAGGGAGUGUCUCGGAGAGGAGAGAGAAGACCUCAGAGCCGAGAAACAGCCGGACCCUGAGCAGCCUCGCAGAAGAGCCUCCACUGAAAAAUAAAGAUGCUCACAGACCCAAACUGAAAAACGGGGGUGACGUCCCCACAUGGAGAGAGCGCCCAGCUUAGCGUGGGACUGCUCCUGGAGGUCGGGCGUCUUACAACGUGCACAUCAACGCUGGGAUAUUUAAGAAAAGGCGGUUCCCAUCAUGCUUUUCUGUUUAAUGUGUAAUAAUCACGCAUCAGCAGAAAAACCCAGACACUCUCUGCCAGGUCCCAAUUUCAGGUUCUUUGGCUUGAGCCAGACUUCGUGUUGCCCCGAAUCUUGGUCCUCACCAAGGUGACUCGGGACGGCAUCCCAGUCGGCGUGGAAAACGUUACCUGAGUGAACGUCCAGCCGGAAGCCCCUCACUACCCCUGCACCUCCCUGGUGUCUGUGUGCUCGUCCCGUGAGCGCCCGCUGUGGUGGGGUGUGCACCCGUCUGAAUUUCGGGUGAUGAGACCCGCCCACUGUGCAGCACCUGCCCUACCACAGAGGAAUCCGGCUCUGCCUGACGCACAGCCCCACUGUUCUCCGGGCGCCGCUGGAAAGCUCCCCCCUCUAAUCUGAGCGCUGACUCAGCAUAGGGGAGAAAACCCUUUGCUCCAGCUUUUCUCACUGUAGGGCCAGGGCUGAGCGCAUAAAGCAACGCGAUAGCACCUGGUGGCCUGCGUGGCAGGAGAUGGCCUCCGUCACGACUUCCCCACCGAUGUCCCCGCCUGUCACUCUCCUGUGUUCACCUUCUAUAGAUAUUAAAGCACGAUUCACCAGCAA
Lagenorhynchus albirostris (white-beaked dolphin) is the source of this 3325-nucleotide messenger RNA. RefSeq names its product ring finger protein 207 (gene RNF207). Gene Ontology annotation, cellular component: perinuclear region of cytoplasm. The transcript has 16 exons. The record is from RefSeq and is a predicted model, not a curated record. NCBI's taxonomy places the organism in Eukaryota, Metazoa, Chordata, Mammalia, Artiodactyla, Delphinidae. Gene Ontology annotation, biological process: regulation of cardiac muscle contraction; regulation of heart looping. Gene Ontology annotation, molecular function: zinc ion binding; Hsp70 protein binding; transmembrane transporter binding. Bases 1090 to 2640 code for a protein of 516 amino acids.